Messenger RNA from Penaeus vannamei (Pacific white shrimp), 472 nucleotides. Lineage: Eukaryota; Metazoa; Arthropoda; Malacostraca; Decapoda; Penaeidae. The record is from RefSeq and is a predicted model, not a curated record.
CGCCAGUCUCCUAUCCCGCGUCUCCGAGUUCACAGAGGCGCCUGCUGGGUUGGAGGAAUCCGGGCUUACGCGAACGCUCGAGUGAGGAUAUAUAAAAGAUAGAAACUGAAAAUGUCUGAAGAAGUGGGAAACACAAUGGCAGAGCUGGCGAGGCAGUUGAUGACUUUAACCCUAAGUGAAACGGCAUCGGAAUCCACUCUGACGUCUAUGCAGCUCUUCGGUCUCGGAACGCUUAUACUGUUUCUGUUCCUGAUUGCUACGCUGGUUAGGUCGAACAGCCUCGUUGGUUUGGCGGUUAGAAAGUCUAUUCUCGGCGACGCGGUGGUCCGACUCGGCGACAAUCUGAAUGACGUCACACGAAGAAUCACGAACGGCAUCGCCAAAGCCACGUCGAGAUACGAAAGCAGGGACCGAACGAAGCGGAGCAUAAACUACCGAACAGCGAGACGAUAAAGGAGGAAAUCCUGUGUUU